Molecule: messenger RNA, 1520 nt
Organism: Ruditapes philippinarum (Manila clam)
Lineage: Eukaryota; Metazoa; Mollusca; Bivalvia; Venerida; Veneridae
Exons: 2
Coding region: 337-1446 (369 amino acids)
Molecular function (GO): zinc ion binding
Source: RefSeq, a predicted model, not a curated record
ACUUCCUUUAAAUAAAGAGAUAUUGACGAUAAAUUGAUUUUGGUUCUUUUUUUUUGUUACGCAAUUCUUCUUUGCAUAUCUGAUUGACGGAAUUAAGUGUUACUCGUACAGAAAUUUUAACGUUUAAAUGUUCAUAAACAUUUAUUUAAAAGCCUGUUAACACGAAUAGACAACUUUAACUAAUCUGAAGGUCAUAAUGGCGACUAAAGGAAGUAAAAAUGCAUCCGACGAGUUGAUAGAAACUAAAUGUAGUGUCUGUGCUGGGAAAAUAUAACCCGAGAAGCGGAAAAAUAUUGUGUAGAAUGCCAGGACUAUUACUGUAUACAUUGUACAGACAUGCACAAAGCAUUUCCUGCAAUGAGGGGACACAAAUUGUUGGACAAAUCGGAAUUUCGCACGAAACGGACGCUGACAUCUUUACCGAUUUAUCCGACAGAGAGAUGUCCAAUUCACAAGGCCAAACUGUUGGACAUAUUCUGUGAGAACCAUGAUGAAGUUCUCUGUGCAACAUGCGUAGCAAUCAAUCACAGAUCAUGUCAGGCUAUACAUUCAAUUCCUGAAGAAGUUGAUACGCUGUACAAGCAGCCACUUUCAAAUAAAAUUAUAUCGGGACUUAAUGAAGAAAAGCAGCAAUUUGCAGAUAUCAAACAAAGGAAACAGCAUCUAAUUACUGAGAUAAAGAAACAAAAGAAAAUCGCUAUUGAUUCUAUAUUAGACUAUAAGAAAGAACUUGAGGAUGAACUGAACAGACUUGAGCGUGAAUCAGUCAAGUUAGUUGAAAAAGAAUAUGGAAGUAUUGAACAAGAUUUACAGAAUGCCAUCAAAGAAUCAGAUAAAUGUAUUGAUGAAUUUGAACAAUCAGCAGACAAGAUACAAAGGUCUCAAGGAAAUAAAGCUCAAGAAUUCGUGAAAAUAAAAACUGCUCAGAGAAUUAUUCGCACGGCCUGUGAAUCUAAAAAAUUGCUGAAUAAGUCAGCUGUUACUGAAAUAGCAUGUACUAUGGACGCAAACAUUAAACAAUUUUUGAAACAAGCUGAAGUAUUAGGGCAUAUUUCCAUAGAAGAACCAAGUUCGAUAGAAGUACCAAGGACAACAGCUUAUACUGUGAAACAACACAGCAGUUUUAGCGCACAGGUGAAGUCAGAUGAUUCAUGUUGGCUAUAUCAUUCAUGCCUUCUUGAGGAUGGUUCUCUUCUUGUCACAGAUGUUAAUAAUAAGAAACUGAAGCGUAUUAAUACUACCAACUAUACCAUCACAGAUCACUUUGACAUGGAGGUUGGACUUAUAGCUAUAAUCUUCACUAUCUAUUCCUCCAACAGUUUUGGUUUAGCUUCAGGCAUUUUCUGUCCUUGUAAGUCAGUUCGUGUUGGGGAAAUGUAUAUUGGAGCUUUUUCACUGGGCGAAAUAUCUGCUUGUGAAUACUGGGAUAAACUUGUGUCCUUGUAAGACGCCAUCGUCAACAGAUAAAGAGCACAAACAACACCACCACCAAGCUUUAUAAUAUUUCGGACUUUUUGACU